AUGGCAUCAGGUGACCCGGGUCCUGAGUCACCGUGUACUCUUCCAUCAAGGAGCGAUUCCGAGCUGGGCCAGCGUCCUGCAGAGUCGCCGUGCACACCUGCGUCCGAGAGUGGUUGCGAGACGGAGCAGAGCGGUUCGCACACGUCUGCCGCGGGUUCCACUGCAGAGAUAUCCACUUUUCGGAGGCUGCGCAAGCUGCAAAAGGAUUACGCCCAGCUGCAAAGCCGCUACGAGCAACUGGAGAAGCAUUCUGCCGAUCAAGAGAAGCAGCUUUCUCAAAACGAGGCCUUCAUUGCGUAUCUGUCGGCACGCAACAUGGCGCUGCACUGCUCCGUCAAUGAGCUGCAACAGAAGCUGGGGAUCCAGGCUAAUUUAGAUGAGGCCGAGGAGGCAAAGCAAGGGCUUAAGCGUCGAGAGGAUGAGGCGAACGCUGCUUUGAAGGAGAUCGAGUCCGUUCAGGAUGACAUGGCUUUGCGCGCAGAGUGGCUGGGAGCAUCGGAGGCGGAUCUGCAGAGGCGAAAGGAGGCCUUCGCGCAGCAGGCCCGGGAAGCUGCCAGCUCAUCUCAGAAUCAGGCAGAGAGGCUGCAGAAGAUGAGGAGGCAGAAGAACGAGCGCGAGGCCAAACGCAAGGCGAGGGCUGAGCUGUGUUCGCUGGUUCGCUCCUGCAAGGGUGUGCUGGUAAUCAGAAGUGCCUCUUCGACUCGAGACAGCUGA
Symbiodinium natans is the source of this 714-nucleotide messenger RNA. Lineage: Eukaryota; Dinophyceae; Suessiales; Symbiodiniaceae. The record is from the annotation of a GenBank genome assembly.